AUGGAUAUUUUAGAAACUGACUCGCCAGAGAUACAAAAAAAUCACAGAACUUUGCAAGUGAUCGAAUAUAUGAAGCAGAAGGGAGUUCAACAAUCCUUGCUACAAGGACUUAGCCAAGAUUCUGGCUUUGCUCAAUUCUGUGUUGAGUGGACUUGUGGUAGAUGAGGGACUGAAGAUAAUUAUUCAUCUAUCUCCGACCAAAGUCGAAUUAGGGAUCUAAGAGAAAGAAUAAAUUAUUUUAAGUCAAUGAUAGCAAAAACCAAACAUCUUUUACACUUAGCUAUUGAAAGAUGUACAGUCCAAGAAGUAAAUGAUUUGGAGUUAUAAAAUUAAUGAAAGCAAAGGAGUUACCAAUAUUCGGGGAAAUGCCUGAACAAAACUAUGCUAAGAUAAUGAGGAUAAAGACAUAUAAUUAUCAAGAUACAAAGCUUAUGACACGAUAUAAAUUUAAUAUUCCAAAGUGAAAUCAACUAAAUUUAGCAUUCACAAGAAGAAAAGUGGGGUUGAUUAAAGCCUUUCUUGAAAAAAAAUUUCCAGAUCAAGUUGAGACAUGUUUUUUUCUCAGACUCGAGUCAAAUUCUUUUGCUCCAAAAAUGACCAAAUUUGGGUUUAUUUUUCGGGAUUUACAGAAAAUUUCCUCGAAAAUUGCUCAAUGAAUAUUGUUAGAUAAAUUUCAGAUCAGCCAGAAGCAACUCAAAAGAAUCUUUGUUCUUUUUAAAAACAAAAAUUUAAUCCAUUUAAAGCAAUGCGAAUUAGAGCUUGACACAGUUCCUAACUUCUCCAGAGCCCUAGAAAAAUGUGAACUCAAAGGACUUAACAUCGAAGAAUACUGGAGCAAUCCAAACCUCGACAAAGAUACUAAACUAAACUACUUAGACAACCUCAUCAACGGAUUAUCCAAAUCUGAAGAUUUCAAGAACAACAUUAAAACAAUCAGGAUAAGACACACUUUAUUUCCUGAUAGCUCUUUGUUAGAGCUAUUCCGAAAAUACCAGCUUGACCAUAUCUUAUUUUACUAAUCUCUACAGUGCCAA
Molecule: messenger RNA, 1034 nt
Organism: Moneuplotes crassus
Lineage: Eukaryota; Ciliophora; Spirotrichea; Euplotida; Euplotidae
Source: the annotation of a GenBank genome assembly